AAUACUAAACACUUUUCCGGACGUUGUAUUUCAAAAAUGACCUGUCUAAACCCCGACGACCAUAACUGCGACAUCAAAGACCACCUGCUUCACUUUCUAGGAUGUAUUAGGAUAGAAGACAGGGACGAUUUCUUCAAAUCUGAUCACGGUAUUUGGAAACAAGAGUUUGAGCACCAGAAAAAGCAUUUUCGUCUUAAUGACAAAGAGGCCAGCGAAGUGACUAGACGGAAGAGAGAAUCAUGGAAGGAUGACUGCGAUAGCGAAUUGAGACGUAUUAACUUCCUUCGGAAAACCCUAGCUGCGGAUAAGAAGGACAAGCAUCUGGUUAAGGAAGUGAAUAGCAGUCGGGCACGUUGGCAGAAGAAGAAAGGUAGACUUGUUACCGACUCGGCAAUUGACGAAGCCGAGAGAGUUGACGAAUAUGAGCCGGAGAAGGACAUCAGUGCACCCAUCAUACAUUUCAAGAAUGGACGCGGUGCAGAUGUGCCUAUCGAUGAAAAAUUGAACGGCCGUCGUGGUUGUGUGUGGAAUAAGUUUCCCAAUCAGAAAACAAUUCUUAGCGAUCUGCUUCACCACGAGAAGAACUUGUUACAUAAUGAGAAUUUCUCUUCUGAUCGGCUGGGGUAUUUCCACAUCCCUUCGAACAAUAUGAUCUGGGCCGAGCAUGCGAUUAGUAGAUAUUUUGGUGAAGAGAGACCAGACUACCAUGCAACACAGCGUGAAUUAAACCGACAAAAGAAGACAAGAGCUUACAUGGUUCUCCGGGAUCAAUAUUGGAAGAGUCAGCUGCAUGGGGGCCAACAGCAUAACCCACCACACGCGAGACACCUGAGGCCUCUCUGUGAAACAGUCUCUUCAGAUCCGGAGAAUGUAGACUAUUUCCCCAGAAACAUGGUGCUCUUCAUGCCAUAUCUCCAUUGGGAUAUUUCGAGAAGAAACGAACAAUUUGCAAUGGAAAUAGUUGAUAUAAUGGAGGAAGCUAAAGGAUUCCCGCGGCGUGAUGCAGAACGAAAUAGGGAGCCACAGGCAGAUAGGAACGGUGAUUCCGAGGUAUCUUCCAUGGGGGAGGAAGGACCGGUUAAUAAACCAUCAAGAGGACCCAUCAUGCAAACACUUAAACAGAAAUUUGGGUUCAGCAUGGGACAGCCAACCCAAGCCAAUAAUUGCCUCUCGUUUCCAGAGCCAGGGAAGCACCGAAGGACGAAGGCACGGAUAUUAACAAUGGGAAGUCUUCUAAAAGAGUUGAAAUUGAUCGAGAGUCGACUUCCAGUGGAUGGAAACGGUCGCGUUCGGGCUAGAAAUGCGUUGGGCCAGUACCUUCUCGACGCCGCGAGACUCUACGAAGGAAUGUCCAAUUAUCGCGAUAAGAAGCUCCUACGCAAAUACCUCUGCGCUGAUCCCCCAUUGCAUCCUCGUCGAACGCUUGAUCAAGCCUAUCAUUGGACUCUCAAUUCAACUUGGCAUCGAGAUCGGGAUCAAGUAGUGUAUCGUCACACUACGACGAAACCUGAAGAUUUCCAUAGAUACGACCACUACGGUAGGGUGUGGACAGAUCAUGAAGGAUUUGGUAUCAAAGGCAAAUGCGAUGAAUGUACGAUGAACAUUAAGAAGCUUUCUCGGGUCGUUAUGGUUGAUCAGCUAUGGAUGUGGAUCCUCGAUGCGAAGACCAUUAUCACAUGCUUCCCAAAGCGAUAUGGGGCUAAUAAGCAAGACACUUCUGCUAUCCACAAGUCAAUCAGAGUUCAUCUUCAGGACAGCAGUGGCGAUCAAAUCCGAACGGUUUUUGAUCUGGCCCUUGUUAUUAUUGACGAAUGCUCCAACACAUUCUUCGACAGAACCAAGACAGGGGAUCGACAGCCGUUAGUCCUUGAUGCCUUCUCGAAAGCCAUUGGCAACAUUAUGCAGAAGCAGACUGCUGCGUUCGAGAGGUUAUGGCGCUGGACCGAUGAAGCUAGUGAGAUCUACAGGUCCAAUACGAAUGGUGAUACUUCUGGACUCCAUGUCCCGCUUUUGGACAUCAAUCCCGAGGGGCAACUCGAGCGCGAAAUAAAAGAUAUCAUAGAGGAGUUGGAUAUAAUGAUACACAUUACUAACAUACACAAGAAGAUCCUCACAUCAUUCAUCGCCAAUGCUGAAAACAUACUCGAUCCAUUCGGGGACUUUGCCAAGAACAAGAAGCGCCAAAUGAUAAGCCGAUACCUAUGGGACAAGUCGAAGAACAAAUCAAAGGAUUUAAUGGCUCUUCUAGAAGCAAUCGAUAAAGAUGAUUGCAAUGAUCCUAAACUCAAGAAGAUGCGUGACGAUUACCACUGGUUUAAGCUUAAUGCCGAUGAGCGACUGAUGCAGGUUGAGGGGAGAAUCGAAGAGCUGAAGGACUUGCGCAGGAGUGCUAAGAACACUGCUGACGAUGUCAAAGAUUUACUGGGGUUGAAACAACAGCAAGCCGGUGUCGUCCAAGCAUGGCAAGCUGUCAAGCAAUCUGAAGAAACUAUUAAACAGGGUCGGUCUAUCAUGAUGUUCACAUUGGUCACCAUAGUCUUCCUCCCCCUUUCGUUCAUGUCAAGCAUUUUUGGAAUGAACAACAGUGCGAUAAAUGGCGACACAUCAAUACAAUUAGAAUUCGUGUAUAUGUUCUCCAUCUCCGCCGGAGUCAUCUUCAUCAGCUUAUUCCUCGCCUUCGGCAGCUGGAUCCGCGCUAGUGUAUUCUACGUGUUCAAAUGGCUCAUGACUUCACUCCUGGUAAACUCCGGCCUAUACAGCAUCUGGCUCGACAUCAACUGGCCCAGCAAGCGUCUCCACACCGAAGCGAACGAAUACUCCGACCGACUUAAGAAGAACGCGAAGAUAGCGAAUCUGGAACGCAGGCGCAAGAGGCGGGAACGGGACGAGGAGAAGGCUAAACGAAACGAGAAGAAUAAGAGCAAGAAUAGCCUUCUUCAGUUCUUGGAGAAUCCUUCGUCUUAUGAAGAGUAUGGAAAUGGAAAUGGUAAUGGUAAUGGCAAUGGCAAUGAAAAUGGUAACUCAACACCAGCGAGGAACGAACGCGAUGUGUUGUCGAUGGGACAGUUACGCAGGUUUACAAGCGGGGCGCGGGGGGAAAGGAAAAACGACAUUGAGUCGGGGAAUAUGUAAUCCAAACAGGGAGGCAUACAUCCCUCAAUCCUACUAUUAGGUAUCUAAUCAAUCU
Messenger RNA from Annulohypoxylon maeteangense, 3187 nucleotides. RefSeq lists its product as uncharacterized. NCBI's taxonomy places the organism in Eukaryota, Fungi, Ascomycota, Sordariomycetes, Xylariales, Hypoxylaceae. Gene Ontology annotation, molecular function: metal ion transmembrane transporter activity. The record is from RefSeq and is a predicted model, not a curated record. Gene Ontology annotation, cellular component: membrane. The transcript has 10 exons. Bases 37 to 3132 code for a protein of 1031 amino acids. Gene Ontology annotation, biological process: transmembrane transport; metal ion transport.